AUGAGGCUAUGUGUUGACUACAGACAGUUGAACAAGGUCACAGUGCGAAAUAAGUAUCCUUUGCCUCGCAUUGAUGAUUUGUUCGACCAGUUAAAGGGUGCCAAGGUAUUCUCUAAGAUUGAUCUGAGAUCUGGAUAUCAUCAGUUACGGAUUAGAGAAGAGGAUGUGCCUAAGACAACUUUUCGAACGAGAUAUGGGCACUAUGAGUUCUUGGUGAUGCCAUUUGGGUUGACGAAUGCGCCAGCUGCGUUUAUGGAUCUCAUGAACAGGAAGGCACACAUGAAACAUUUGGAAAUUGUGCUGAAGACUUUGAGGAGGAGGCAGUUGUCUCCCAAAUUCAGUCAAUGCCAGUUCUGGUUAGAUAAAGUUAGUUUCUUGGGGCAUGUAAUCUCUGCAGAGGGUAUUUGUGUUGAUCCCCAGAAGAUUGAGGCAGUAGUGAACUGGCCACGACCAACCAGUGUUACGGAGUUUGAAUGGUCAGAUGAGUGUGAGGAGAGCUUCAAUGAACUCAAGACCAGGUUGACCACCACUCCGGUUUUAGCACUUCCGGAUGAUAGCGGGAACUUCGUUAUCUGCAGUGAUGCAUCCCAACAGGGACUUGGUUGUGUACUAAUGCAGCAUGGUAGGGUGAUCACUUAUGCUUCUAGGCAACUUAAGAAGCAUGAGUUGAAUUACCCUGUUCAUGAUUUGGAGUUAGCUGCAGUGGUUUUUGCCAUGAAGAUUUGGCGACACUAUCUUUAUGGAGAAACUUGCCGGAUUUUUACAGAUCACAAAAAUUAUGAUUGUACUAUUGAGCAUCAUCCGGGAAGAGCUAAUGUUGUAGCUGAUGCACUUAGCAGAAAAUCCUCAGGAUCUAUAGCUUAUUUCAGAGGGAGAUAUGUGCCAAUUAUGGUGGAGAUGAGGAAGCUCAGAGUUGAACUAAGUGUGGAUGAUCAGGGAGCAUUGUUAGCUACUCUCCAUGUGAGACCAGUACUAGUGGAGUGA
Prunus armeniaca (apricot) is the source of this 984-nucleotide messenger RNA. The record is from the annotation of a GenBank genome assembly. Lineage: Eukaryota; Viridiplantae; Streptophyta; Magnoliopsida; Rosales; Rosaceae.